Messenger RNA from Podarcis raffonei (Aeolian wall lizard), 1942 nucleotides. It is a transcript of the gene CDC23, whose product is annotated as cell division cycle 23. The record is from RefSeq and is a predicted model, not a curated record. Gene Ontology annotation, biological process: cell division. Gene Ontology annotation, cellular component: anaphase-promoting complex. NCBI's taxonomy places the organism in Eukaryota, Metazoa, Chordata, Lepidosauria, Squamata, Lacertidae. The transcript is spliced from 16 exons. The coding region runs from base 38 to 1810 and encodes 590 amino acids. Gene Ontology annotation, molecular function: protein binding.
UUGGCUUUGGUUGGUCGGCGCUUGCGUCUGCGGGAAGAUGGCGGCGACAACCACGGCGCCAGCGGUUGUGGCCGGGUCCACCAGUGCGGAUUUCUCCGACCUGCGCGGGAUCAAGAAGCAGCUGCUGGACGUGGCGGAGCGGAGCCGGGAGCGCGGCCUGCAGCACAGCGGGAAGUGGGCCUCAGAGCUGGCUUUUGCCCUGGACCCUCUGCCCUUUAAUGAGCUGCCUCCUGCACCUGAACUCACAGAGGAAGAUGCUUGUGACUUGGAUGCUUACACCCUUGCUAAAUCUUACUUUGAUCUGAAAGAGUAUGACAGGGCUGCUUACUUCCUCCGGGGCUGCAAGAGCCAGAAGGCCUAUUUCCUAUAUAUGUACUCCAGGUACCUGUCAGGUGAAAAAAAGAAGGAUGAUGAGACAGUGGAUAGUCUGGGUCCGUUGGAAAAGGGGCAGGUGAAGAAUGAAGUUCUAAGAGAGCUACGGGUAGAGCUUAGCAAGAAACGCAAAGCCAGAGAGCUGGAUGGAUUUGGCCUUUAUCUGUAUGGAGUUGUGUUGCGAAAGCUGGACCUGGUGAAAGAGGCCAUUGAUGUAUUUGUUGAAGCUACCCAUGUUUUACCAUUGCACUGGGGGGCCUGGCUGGAGCUUUGUAACUUGAUCACAGACAAAGAAAUGCUGAAGUUCCUGUCCUUGCCAGAUACCUGGAUAAAGGAGUUCUUCCUGGCACACAUCUACACAGAGCUACAGCUGAUAGAUGAGGCCUUACAGAAGUACCAGAGUCUUAUUGAUGCAGGAUUUUCAAAGAGCACCUACAUUAUCUCUCAGAUUGCAGUGGCCUAUCACAAUAUCAGAGAUAUUGAUAAAGCUUUGUCCAUCUUCAAUGAACUAAGAAAACAAGACCCUUACAGGAUAGAAAAUAUGGACACCUUCUCUAAUCUGCUCUAUGUCAGGAGUAUGAAGCCUGAACUGAGCUAUUUGGCCCACAACCUAUGUGAGAUUGACAAGUACCGUGUUGAGACCUGCUGUGUGAUUGGGAACUACUAUAGUUUGCGCUCACAGCAUGAAAAAGCAGCUCUCUACUUCCAGAGAGCGUUGAAGCUGAAUCCUCGAUACCUUGGAGCAUGGACCCUCAUGGGACACGAAUAUAUGGAAAUGAAAAACACAUCAGCAGCUAUUCAGGCAUAUAGACAUGCCAUAGAAGUGAAUAAAAGAGACUACAGAGCAUGGUACGGAUUGGGGCAAACAUAUGAGAUCCUCAAGAUGCCCUUUUACUGUCUCUAUUACUAUCGGCGGGCCCAUCAACUCAGGCCCAAUGAUUCCCGUAUGCUGGUGGCUCUUGGAGAAUGUUACGAGAAAUUGAAUCAGCUAGUGGAAGCCAAAAAGUGUUAUUGGAGAGCCUAUGCUGUUGGAGAUGUGGAAAAAAUGGCACUGGUGAAACUAGCAAAGCUUCAUGAACAGUUGAAUGAAUCGGAGCAAGCUGCUCAGUGCUAUAUCAAAUACAUACAAGAUAUCUAUUCUUGUGGGGAGAUAGUGGAGCACCUGGAAGUAAGCACUGCCUUCCGCUACCUGGCUCAAUAUUAUUUCAAGUGUAAACUCUGGGAUGAAGCCUCAGCCUGUGCACAGAAAUGCUGUGCAUUCAAUGACACAAGAGAAGAAGGGAAGGCCCUCUUGCGGCAAAUCUUACAGUUACGAAAUCAAGGGGAGACCUCGUCCACAGAGAUUGCCACACCUUUCUUGCUUCCGUCUUCACUAUCUGCCAAUAACACUCCAACACGCCGUGUGUCACCCCUGAACUUGUCCAAUAUUACACCUUAAAGUGUGCCGGCCUCUCUGGGCUGAUGUGAACUGCAAAUGUAAUCCAGCUGGAGCCUGGGUUUUUCCUUCUAAUACUGCCUCUCUAAGGAGAGUUCUGUAUCCAGUGAUGCCUUCCUAGAAGGGCUGAUAUUU